This is a messenger RNA of Esox lucius (northern pike), 1844 nucleotides long. RefSeq names its product translin (gene tsn). NCBI's taxonomy places the organism in Eukaryota, Metazoa, Chordata, Actinopteri, Esociformes, Esocidae. Gene Ontology annotation, cellular component: cytoplasm; nucleus. The transcript has 6 exons. Gene Ontology annotation, molecular function: RNA binding; sequence-specific DNA binding; single-stranded DNA binding. Bases 216 to 899 code for a protein of 227 amino acids. Gene Ontology annotation, biological process: RNA metabolic process. The record is from RefSeq and is a predicted model, not a curated record.
UCUGGUCACCAUAAUAUUAGUGGGAUUUAUGUUGUGUAGCAAUUCGUCAGUACAUUUGCUUGGUACUGCCAAAUGAACAGUGACGUCAUCUCAAUGCGACACAAUUAAGGACCCAUGCGCACGCUUUUAUUUUCUUUGUAUAGCUAUAACUGUAUUCAUUCAUUGUGAUAACACAAACUAGCAUUGCAAUUUGCAAAGUAAAACAUUUGCAGAAUAUGUCUGUCACGGAAAUGUUCAGCUAUAUCCAGGGUUUUCUGAGUGCGGAUCAAGAAAUUAGAGAGGAUAUUCGAAAAGUAGUCCAGGUCUUGGAACAGACUGCCAGGGAGAUCCUUACUUUGCUCCAAAGUGUCCAUCAACCAUCUGGCUUCAAAGAGAUUCCGAGUAAGUGCACAAAGGCCAGGGAACUGUUUUGUACUGUCAGGACGCAUCUUGGAGAACUCAAAACCAAAUUUCCAGUGGAGCAGUACUACAGGUUUCAUGAACACUGGAGGUUUGUUCUGCAGCGUCUAGCCUUCCUUGCAGCCUUCUUGGUCUACCUGGAGAGUGAAUCUCUGGUGACACGUGAGGAAGUGGCGCAAAUACUUGGAAUCGAGGUGGUGAGAGAAAAGGGAUUCCAUCUGGAUGUUGAGGAUUAUUUGGCAGGGGUGCUGAUCAUGGCCAGCGAACUGUCCCGCCUGGCAGUGAACAGCGUCACAGCGGGGGACUACAGCCGGCCGCUCCGGAUCUCCAACUUCAUCAACCAACUGGACUCUGGCUUCCGCCUGCUCAAUCUGAAGAACGACCCCCUGAGGAAACGUUACGACGGCCUCAAGUACGACGUGAAGAAGAUCGAGGAAGUGGUCUAUGACCUGUCUAUUCGCGGCCUGACCAAGGAGCAAGAGGCUCAGGGAGAGAAGUAGAGCUGAGGAAGGUGGUGCUGGUGGAGAGGGUUUGGGGUGGGAGUGACCUUAGACUGGGACUUCUCCGUUACUGGGACAGUGGAGAUGUGACCUGCUGAUUGGUAGGAACCGGGAGGUGUGUGUGUGUGUGUGUGUGUGUGUGAGAAAUCUGUCUGAGGGUUUGGAAAGCCUUUGAUUUAGAGGCACAUUUGUUCAAAGCUCAAGGUUUUUCCACUUGUCCCAUGCCGUACUGUAUGGCUUUUAUUAUGGUUUAAUGGUUUUCAAUGCUGUUCAGUUUCUUUAGGGAACUGAAGACAGUGUUAUACUUACCCCCAAGACAGUGUUGUACUUAUCAAUUUGAAAAAAAGUGCUUAUUUGAGUUUUGAACUUGAGUUUGGGCAGUUUCAUAUCAAUAUCCAGUUCAGGGUUGAUAUCUCAAUAUGUUUAUACAACAAAAAAGAGCCAGAAAAACAACAUAUGCACUGCUUAUGUGAGAAUUUACCUGCUGUGAACUUCAUACCAGAAGUGCAAUCGGUUCUCUUAAAUGUUGGUGGAAUGAUUUGUAUUGAACAAUACGUUUCCUUAAAAUGUUCUUUAACAGACUUGUUUGGUCUGUGUGGUUUGCAGCAAUCACACAUUUCAACUAGUAUUUGUGGUAUGUACAUUCCUUCAAACAAAAUGUUAGGUUGCAGAACAGCAUGACACAGAAUUGAACAGUUUCUCCAAUAAAUAAUGUUGAAUUAUCUGGCUGAAUAUUUUGCAACAGAACUUACACACUCUUAAUCCAGAGCAAUUUAAAGUCGUGGGUGUAUGCCUCAUCUUGCCCAUCACACGCUGUGAAAGGACUUACCGCCUAUGUCCCCAUUACUUUACUUCCCAUCUAAGGACAUUUCCCAAUCGUGUCAUCUACCUCUGGAUUGUUAGGUCAUCAAAAAUAUGAUUUUGUUCCAACCAACUUACCCUGAU